AUGUCGGAUAGACCUUGGUUCAUCUAUGAUCAUUACUUGACUGUUAAAGAGUGGACUCCAGAUUUUCAUCCGGAGAAUGAUUCUAUCGUGAAUGUCGCAGUGUGGAUCAGAAUCUCCGGUCUUUCAGUGGAGUAUUAUGACCCGAAAGUUUUGCAUGUUAUAGGGAAUUUGGUUGGUCGAACAGUCAAAGUUGAUAAAAAUACUCUUCAAAGUGAACGAGGAAAGUGCGCAAGGAUCUGUGUCGAAGUCGAUAUUUCGAAGCCCCUCCUUGCUAUGUUUGAGUUGAAGAAUAAGAGCUACAGAAUUGAAUUUGAAGGAUUGCAUUUGUUAUGCAUUACAUGUGGCAAGUUUGGACAUUAUAAAGAGGGAUGUCCAAUGAAGAAGAAUGUGGAUGACAAGAUGGUAAACUCAGAUAGUCAGAAGCAAAAUGUUGACAUGGCUUUAACCAUGAGAAAUACGACAGAGGAAGGAAAGGCUUUGGGAGAUGAUGGAGGAGAAACGAGUGGGAUUGAAAAGGAAAGCAUUAAUGGAGAUGCACCGGUAAAGGAAAAUUAUUCUGCUCAUAAUGGAGUAGAUAUGAGUAAUGAUGUGGAAAUAAUGGAAAAGGUAAGCAAUGAUAAGGCAAUUAAUAAGGAGACAGUAGGGACAAAAACAAAUGGUGCUUUCAAGGCAUUAAUGGAUGAUGGCCGACAGGAUGUGACAAAUGGCAAUGAUAGAGAAAUAUCUGUGGAGAGACAGAAAACAGUAACUAAAAAACCUAAAAAAAAAAGGGAAAACAGCUAG
Vicia villosa (hairy vetch) is the source of this 783-nucleotide messenger RNA. RefSeq lists its product as uncharacterized. The transcript has 2 exons. The record is from RefSeq and is a predicted model, not a curated record. Gene Ontology annotation, molecular function: nucleic acid binding; zinc ion binding. NCBI's taxonomy places the organism in Eukaryota, Viridiplantae, Streptophyta, Magnoliopsida, Fabales, Fabaceae. The coding region runs from base 1 to 783 and encodes 260 amino acids.